GCUGUACGUGUCACCGUUCAGUUUAGCCAUGCUGCUCUGGUUGAUCUGAUUCUGUUUCGGGGUGUAACAAUCAUGACGGGACAAUUCAGUCACUGAAACAUCACGAACAAAGCAGGAUAGGCAAUCACAUCAAUUCAUCUGUUAAAAGUUUUCAUUUGCACUCACCUGAAGACGCGCUGAACGUUGAGGCCGUGCCGAAGAUUAGAUGCAACAGAGACGGGACACUCAGCUGUGUUGCUGCAAGAGUGACAAAAUGGCAGAGGCAACGGCUCCCUUUGCUCAAAACACAUCAUCAGGGCUAAAUUCAAUCGCGUCUCUCAGAGAUUCGUUAACAGAUGGACUGGACCCUGUGGAGGAGCUAGCGUCCCUCUCCUUUCCCAUUCAACCCCCAUCUCUCUCUGCAGUGCAGGAGCUGGUGUACUGGCGCGAGCCCAAGAAGUCGGCCUCGGUGUUCGGCGGCUCUCUGUUCGUGCUCUUCGCCCUGGCCACGUGCAGCGCCAUCACCGUCGUGUCCUAUGUGCUCCUGGCCGUGCUCUGCGUCACCAUCACGUUCCGCGUGUACAAGUCGGUCAUACAGGCCAUACAGAAGUCUGAUGAAGGACACCCAUUCAAAAAUCUGAUGGCAAGGGACAUCACUAUUUCACCACAGAAGUUCCGGAGGCAUGUGGACUAUGCCUUGGCCCAUAUUAACCGGGGCAUUUUAGAGGCCAGGAGAUUGCUCCUGGUGGAGGAUGUGGUGGAUUCGCUAAAAUUGGCUGGUGUGAUGUGGCUGUUGACAUUUGUGGGAGCUGUCUUCAAUGGUAUCACUAUCUUAAUUCUAGCGGACAUCAUUUUCUUUAGUACACCUCUAGUGUACGAGAAAAAUAAAACACAAAUUGAUCGUUACAUUGAACUUGUUCGUUCUCAAAUUGAAAGCAAGCUGGCAAAGCUGCAAGAUAAACUCCCUGGAGCUGUGAAACGCAGCAAAGCAGAAUGAUCCCCUAAUUGCACCCCAAAGACCAGUGUUCUCUGCCAGACCCAAACGCCAUCUUUAGUCUGACUCUGAUAGGACCAAAAUGUUUUUUUUGUGUGUGUGUGUAAAUUCCUCCUCUGCUAUUGUUUGCAAGUGUUGCCAAGGCUGUUGUAAUGUUUUAUUUAAACCACAUCUUUGAUAAACCUUGUGAAUCAUCUACUCUUUGGGUUAAAUAAAUGUGUCACUUUAAGUCUA
This is a messenger RNA of Sardina pilchardus (European sardine), 1207 nucleotides long. Its product is annotated as reticulon-3-B-like. Gene Ontology annotation, cellular component: endoplasmic reticulum membrane. Lineage: Eukaryota; Metazoa; Chordata; Actinopteri; Clupeiformes; Clupeidae. The transcript has 8 exons. The record is from RefSeq and is a predicted model, not a curated record. The coding region runs from base 206 to 976 and encodes 256 amino acids.